AUGCAAAUUUUCAUUAAAGAUUACGCUGGUAGAACUUUAACCCUCGAAGUGGAACGCUCUUUUACUAUUGAAUUAGUAAAACAUUUGUUUAUUUAUCAAUUGUAUCAAUUAUCAAAAAUACCUUUCGAUAAAGACGUCGCAAUAAAUGAGAAUCGUUUAAUAUUUUGUGGUAAGUCGUUAGAAGAUGGACGUACACUCUCUGAAUAUAAUAUUCAAAAGGAAUCAACCCUUCACCAUGUAUUUCGCCUACGUGGUGGAUUAUCUAUGGGGUUUUUCAAAUUUCAGGAUUUGAGCAAACCUAUGAAGAAAUUACCGUGGUCUAAAAGAAGUAGUGGUUCUCAUUGGAAGUAUGCAACGCAUGGUCUCAAUUUUGAAGGAUAUUGUAAAAAUGAAAUUUGUGAAGCUCACGGACAAGGACGAGUCAGAAUCAGGUGGGGUUACCGCAAUUUUAAUUUUAUUAAGGAUGAACAUAAUUGUAAAUGCCCAGUCUGUGAUGGUUACGUUCAACCUAUCACCUGUGGAUUCGUCAACACUAGAUGGAAAUACAAAGGGACAAUAAAGAAACUAGGAUCUCCUUCAGAAGAUGUUAGUAGUGAUUGGAAAAUCGCUGACGAUGAUGGAUACACAACAUUCGAACAUGAAGAUACAGUAUCAUGGAAUAGUCUCGAAAUCUUUGUAGAAUGA
Molecule: messenger RNA, 684 nt
Organism: Diversispora eburnea
Lineage: Eukaryota; Fungi; Glomeromycota; Glomeromycetes; Diversisporales; Diversisporaceae
Source: the annotation of a GenBank genome assembly